This is a messenger RNA of Eimeria maxima, 1587 nucleotides long. RefSeq lists its product as hypothetical. Lineage: Eukaryota; Apicomplexa; Conoidasida; Eucoccidiorida; Eimeriidae. The transcript has a single exon. The record is from RefSeq and is a predicted model, not a curated record. Bases 1 to 1587 code for a protein of 528 amino acids.
AUGUUGGUACCCGUCUCUGUUGGGGGGCCCCCCAGCAAUACAGCGCUGGGGGGCCCCCCUCAUUACCCUUCAGGUAUAUCCUUCUUAAGGGCCUCGCUGCGGCCCCAUGGACGCGUCGCCUUGGCUGUCAUCAUAGGAUGCAUAGCAGUUUUUCAAGGUGCAGCAGCAGCAGCAGCAGUAGCACCUGCUGCUGCACCUGCUGCUGCUUCUGCUGCAGCAGCGGCACCAAAAACAGCAGCAGCAGCAGAGACAGAGUCUCUUAUUCCUGGCUUUAGGCCACUCUCUUCGCGAGAUGCCCCUGUGGGGCCCCACGCCCAUUCAGGUGUGCAGACACCCCAGCAGCUGCUGCAGCAAGUGCAGCAGCAAGCAGCAGAUAAAGCAACAGAAUACCUGCAGCUGGCAGCUCAGGUACCCGUUGCGUUGCAUGCACAAGAUCCAGCAGCAUCAGCAACAGCAGGAACAGCAGCUGCAACAGCAGCACCUGCUGCAGCGACAGCACCAGCACUAGCAGCAGCAGCAACAGAAGCAGCAUCUGCAACAGCUGCUGCAGCACCAACAUUGGUGACAGCACUCAACAGCAGCGGCGUUGGGUCUCCAGCAGCUGCUGCUUCGGGUGUGCCUGAUGCAGCAGCAGCUGCUGCUGCUCCAGGUGUAAUUCCCACUGCAGCAGCAGCACCUGCAGCAGCACUAUCUGCAGCAGCAAUACCCGCAGCAGCAAUACCUGCAGCAGCACUACCUGCAGAAACAGUCCCAGGUGCAACAGUCCCAGCAGCAACAGUGCCAGUAGUGCCAGUAGCAGCAGUAGCACCAGCUGCAGCAGCACCAGCAGUGCCAGCAGCACCACCAGCAGCAGAACCAGCAUCACCUGUACCAACAGCAGCAGUACCAGCAGCAGCACCACCACUUAUAUCAGUACCAGCAGCAGCAGCAGCACCAGCGGUACAAGUACCAGCAGCAGCAGAACCUGUACAAGCAGCAACAGCACCAGUACAAACAUCUGCAGCACCAGUACCAGCAGCAACAGCACCAGUACCAGCAGCAGCAGCAGCAGUACCAGCAGCAGCAGCAGCAGUACCAGAAGCCGCACCAGCAGCAGCAGCAGCACCAGCAGCAGCAGCAACACCAGCAGCAGCACCGGCAGCAGCAGGUGAUUCUGUGCUGUCUCCUUCUGUAGAUGAAGGUGCAGGAGGUGUGGGGCGUCAGAAGCUGCUCGUGCUGCUAGGGUCAUCAUCAGCAGCAAGAGGCAGCAGCGAGCAGCAGCAGCAGCAGCAGCAGCAGCAGCAAGCAAAAGAUAAGGGAUUAGCAGAUACACCUCUAGGUGCACCUCUUAUUAAUCCAACAAACGAAGAAGGAGCUCCUACUGCUGCAGCUAUGGAUGGGGGCACCCUUGUAGGGGGGCCCCUCACAGCUGCUGCUGCUGCAGGGGGCCCCGCUGCUGCUGUAGCUGGGGGCCCCACAGAUGCUGAGGAGGAGGAGACAAUUGAGGACGACGAAGGAAACAUAUUAAUUCCUCCAGUAAGCUUUGCAUUAUAUGCAGCAGCAGCAGCACCAGCACCAGCAAUGGCAGGAGCAGCAGCAGGCACCUGA